Messenger RNA from Hansenula ciferrii, 1488 nucleotides. It is a transcript of the gene INP1, whose product is annotated as Inp1p. NCBI's taxonomy places the organism in Eukaryota, Fungi, Ascomycota, Saccharomycetes, Phaffomycetales, Wickerhamomycetaceae. The record is from RefSeq and is a predicted model, not a curated record. Gene Ontology annotation, cellular component: extrinsic component of intraperoxisomal membrane. The transcript has a single exon. Gene Ontology annotation, biological process: peroxisome inheritance. Bases 1 to 1488 code for a protein of 495 amino acids.
AUGCUGUCUUCAUCCAGCCCAUAUUCACAGACAUUAUCACCUACAAAAUCUUUAACUUCAAACGAUAUAGAGUCCAAUGGUACAGUUGAUAUCUCCAAAAGCAGGCAGUUGUUGAAGUCAACUAACGAAUUUGGGUCUGUUGUUUUGACUCCACGGAAAAGAGCAUUAGCAAGAAAGAACAAAGAUAAAGAUCAUAACCAGAAUAAUAACAAGUCAACUGAAGAUGAGGAAUCAACAUCUACACAUGCUUCUGUUGGUACGUUAUCACCUCCAUUAUCAACACAUAGACAAAUUGGAAAAGCUACUUCACUUAUGAACCUAAAAUUAGGUGAUCCUGUAAAUAUUAAACAAACACAAGAUUACGACCCAGAAGAAAGAAUAACAUUAUUUCAAUUUCCAAAGGCAAACAUAUAUACAUUUGAAGAUAAUUCGGAGACAUUGGAUGAUAAUCAAAAACAAGGAAGGUUACUUGGGCAUGGUGUUUUUGAAGUUUAUCAAAUGCAUAUGAAAAAAGUUAGUUAUUUCCAUUGUGGGUCUGUGGUAUAUCCAAUUUUUCCAAGGUUAAAAAUACUCAAAAUAUCUAAAAACCAAUUUAUUUUACCAUUGUCUAAUCCAGAGCGUUAUUGGAAAAUAAAUAUUGAAACAAAUGAUGAAUCAGUGAUAACAGAAUUGGAACGUGUUUUCAGAGAUAUAUGUCAUUUCAGGAACCUUUAUAUUAAACCAUCAAAUGAAUCACUAAAUACAAUCAAUAAUGAUAGUAUUAAAACAAUACCCACAUCAAAAUCAGAAAUUUCAAUAUCGUCCAUAGCAUCUGCUGUUGCUUGUUUUAAUCUUGAAUCGGACUCCAGCACAUUUGUCGAACAAUUUUCAUCAAAAUCAACUCCAGUUGCUAAUCCGGAUGGUUCAUUUACUGAAAGAGAAGAAGGUGAUGAUGAUAAUGGUGAUGAUAAUGGUGAUGAUAUACAAUCAGUUGUAUCCUCAUUGGAUUCUGCAUUAGAAGAUUUCAAAGAACCCUUCAAACCAUUAGUUUUUAAUGAUAAUUUUGAAACAACACAUUAUUAUACACCAAGAUCUUCUGCACAUCAAACUACUAUAAUGGAUGAAUCAAGAGACACUAUAUUACUCUCGCCAACCCAUUUUCCAAACCAAAAUACUUCUUUUUUCAGUACCCGUCCAGCCUCAAGAUCUUCGCGUUCAGCUUCUUUAUAUAUAUCAGAAUCAAGUUGGAUGGACCCAACAGAUGAACCACAAACUUCUACACCGGGUACUGAAAGGUAUAUUAAACAUAACUUAAAUCCAAAUCCAAGAUUUAUAGAUUCAAAAAAGAAACAAAAUUUUGAAAAAAGGAUAAUGACUGAUCCUAUAAUAACGAAGAAAAAGAAUAAUAGAUACAGUUCUUAUGAUAUUUAUAGUAUAUUAUGUGAUGAAAAUAAUGAAGUUAAAGAAGAAUCUCCAGGUUUAACAGGAUUUAUCAAAUCUUUUUUUUGA